CGAGGCGGCAGCGCGCGGACCUCGGGAGCCCGGGAGCCGGCCGGGGAGCCGCGUCGCUGCGGACGGGCGGCCCGGCCCAUGUCGGUGCAGCCGAGCCGGGAUGAGGGCUCCCGCGCUGCUGCUGCCCGCACUGCUGACCUGCUGCGGCUGGCUGCUCGCCCCGGUGUACAGCAUUCACCCGGAAUGCCGAUUUCAUCUGGAAAUACAGGAGGAGGAAACAAGAUGUGCAGAGCUUCUAAGGAGUCAACCAGAAAACCACAAAGCCUGCAGCGGUGUCUGGGACAACAUCACGUGCUGGCGCCCUGCGGAUGUCGGCGAGACCGUCACGGUGCCCUGCCCAAAACUGUUCAGCAACCUUUACAGCAAACCAGGAAACAUAAGCAAGAACUGCACCAGUGACGGGUGGUCGGAGACGUUCCCGGAUUUCAUGGAUGCGUGUGGCUACAGUGACUCCGAAGACGAGAGCAAGAUCACGUUUUAUAUUCUGGUAAAGGCCAUUUACACCCUGGGCUACAGUGUCUCUCUGAUUUCCCUUACAACCAGCAGCAUGAUUCUUUGCCUCUUCAGGAAGCUGCGCUGCACCCGGAACUACAUCCACCUGAACCUGUUCCUCUCCUUCAUCCUGCGAGCUCUCUCCGUUUUGGUCAAGGACGACGUCCUGUACUCCAACUCCGGCACGCUGCACUGCCCCGACCAGCCGUCCUCCUGGGUGGGCUGCAAGCUGAGCCUGGUGGUCUUCCAGUACUGCAUCAUGGCCAACUUCUACUGGCUGCUGGUGGAGGGGCUGUACCUCCACACCCUCCUGGUGGCCAUAUUCUCCCCCAGCCGACGCUUUGCGGCCUACCUCCUGAUUGGAUGGGGCAUCCCCACUGUCUGCACAGGUGCGUGGACUGCAGCCAGGCUCUCGUUAGAAGACACAGGUUGCUGGGAUACCAACGACCACAGUGUUCCCUGGUGGCUUAUACGAACACCAAUUUUAAUUUCCAUUAUAGUCAAUUUCAUCCUUUUUGUUAGCAUUAUACGAAUUUUACUGCAGAAGUUGACAUCCCCAGAUGUCGGUGGCAAUGACCAGUCCCAGUACAAGAGGCUCGCCAAGUCCACCCUGCUGCUCAUUCCGCUGUUUGGAGUCCACUACAUGGUGUUUGCCGUGUUUCCCAUCGGGAUCUCCUCCAAGUACCAGAUCCUGUUCGAAUUGUGCAUCGGAUCCUUUCAGGGCCUGGUGGUGGCGGUUCUCUACUGCUUUCUGAACAGUGAAGUGCAGAGCGAGCUGAGAAGGAAGUGGCGAGGCCUGUGCCCGAGCCGGCCCUCCGCCCGGGACUACAGGCUGCAUAGCUCGUCCAUCUCCAGAAACGGCUCGGAGGGCGCCCUGCACGUGCCCCGUGGCUCCCGCACCCCGUCCUUCCUGCAGACGGAGACCUCGGUCAUCUAGCGGCGAGGCCACUGCGCAGCGGAGCCGCGUGAGGCCACAGCGUCUUCAUCCUGAGACAUCACAGGCCUGGGUGCGAGUGCCCGUGACCAGGAUGGCUGGCGCGAGCUACGGGGAGCCUGAACAAGAGCAGCGGGCAGUGUCCAGGAACCACCCAGAAACCCUGGAGCCGGGGUCCCUGACUCAGAAGAUUUGCUGUGAUGAGAUCCACACGACCAACUGGAGAGCCAGCCCCCAUAACCUGGGACGGUCACUUGUGCUCGGACGUCAGACAUGUUCCCAGGACGGCCCUCCAAGGCCGCAAGCCGGAAACUGGACUGUCUGGACCAAUGAAGAGCAGAGGGGAGAGUGAGUGUUACUCAUUGUUGGCAGAGGAGCAGGUGAUCAGAGUCAACAUAUGUCUUUGUAAAGUGUUGUAACCAUGUGUGGAAUGUCCCCAAGCCACCAUGCCUGACCACUUGAAUAAAACCCGGUCCGUGUC
Camelus dromedarius (Arabian camel) is the source of this 1907-nucleotide messenger RNA. It is a transcript of the gene VIPR2, whose product is annotated as vasoactive intestinal peptide receptor 2. Gene Ontology annotation, biological process: cell surface receptor signaling pathway; adenylate cyclase-modulating G protein-coupled receptor signaling pathway. The coding region runs from base 101 to 1429 and encodes 442 amino acids. Gene Ontology annotation, cellular component: plasma membrane. Lineage: Eukaryota; Metazoa; Chordata; Mammalia; Artiodactyla; Camelidae. Gene Ontology annotation, molecular function: G protein-coupled peptide receptor activity; peptide hormone binding; vasoactive intestinal polypeptide receptor activity. The record is from RefSeq and is a predicted model, not a curated record. The transcript is spliced from 14 exons.